Symbiodinium sp. CCMP2592 is the source of this 1578-nucleotide messenger RNA. Lineage: Eukaryota; Dinophyceae; Suessiales; Symbiodiniaceae. The record is from the annotation of a GenBank genome assembly.
AUGGCUAAGAGUGCCUUUGACUCCGGCAAAUCCCUGAUCUACACGAACGAGUCGAUACCCCUGCUCCUUCGUACCAACCUCUUCCACAUGGCGGUCACCUCCACGGGCUUUAAUCUGGGUCUCUGGGUCCCAGCUGGUCGCGCAUGGGACCUCCUUGAAGGUGGAUUCACGAAGAUCCUCAAGGGCCUCCUCUCCAAGCGCUUCAAGGGUGAGACCUACUACAAACUCCCCGCGCCGGCCAUCCACAUCCUGACGGAGACCCCGCCCCUGGCCUCGUUUGCCAGGAAAGCGCGGCUGUCCCUGCUGACCGCCAUGUGCUGGACAGCACCUGACCUCCUGUGGGCGGCUCUACAAAUGGAUGAUGAUUGGAAUGCCACGAUACGAGCGGAUCUGGAGUGGCUACGGUCUGGGAGUGACCAAUGGCCGGACCUCCAGCAGGCCAGCUGGCCGAGAUGGCACCACCUGCUCAAGGAGUCGGCGGGCUGGGUCAAGCGAAAGGUCGCGACAAAGAUCACCAAGGAGUUUGGCCACUUUGGUCGGGAACAACUGACCCUCCUCGCGCUCUGGAGCCUCUACAAGCGAGCCUGUGAGCGAUGGCCAGUGCUGUCGGAGGAUGUGGCACCGUGGGUGUGCCGUAUAUGCUGCAGAGCUGUCAAAACCAAGGCGGCCCUUGGUGCCCACUUCUUCAAGACACAUGGCAGGCUUGCCGCCUACAGGCGGGUCACAGGAGGCACAGUAUGCAGAGCUUGCGGACGGAACUACUGGUCUAGGACAAGGCUGGCGAUCCACUUGAGAGACUCCCCAAGCUGUACGUCGGUCCUACACACCCUUGAGGCCACGAGCGACCCGUUCACUUGUGGGCUAGGCAGCAAGGGAUGGAGAAUGGCAGCUGAGAGAGACUUUACCCUGGCGAUUCCGGAACAGCAAGUUGCGGCCCUGGACCACAACUGCGAACGGAGAUGGCCAGAGGAGGUGAAGCGGGCCUACUGUGCGGCAUGCGACUGCCUCACAGAGCGACGUGUGGACGAAUCGGUGCCGGUCUUUAAGCGGACCCUCCUUGAGGUCCUGGCGGAUUUCCCCCUCUACUACGUCGAGGUUCGGGAGAUUCUGGAUGAGAUCGAGGCUGAUGUCCGGUUGGUCGUUGACAGUGGCAGCAACGACUACUGGACGCCCGAGGGUGCUGCCCAGCUACUUGAGGCCGUCAGAACCUUCUCGGCAGAGGACUGGACCAGCGGAGUCGAACUCGGUGACACUCCGCCCAAGUUUGCGACCUUGAAGGCCUUCACGACUAUGGUUCGAGACCUGAACUGGGCUAGCCUACUAGGGUGUUCCGGAACGCACGUGACCCUUAGAGACGCCUCUGUAUUGCUAGACGACGACUGGGAAGCUGCAUGGGAUCGUCCUAGCGAGGUUGUCGGAAAUGCAGCCGUGCGAUGUGAUUUCUGGGGAGUGUUACCUGGAGCGUUGCAGAAGGCAUGGGACUUAAUCCUAGAUGGACACAAGCCCACAGUACAGCAGGGCCUUGGGAGCGGCUUUCUCCUGCAGCAGCGACGCCAGCACCAGCGACGCCAAGACUAG